CUUACACAUCGCAUGGAAGCUUGAGGCCCUGUCCAGCACAUUUCCAAAAACUGCAGACCUGUUUUUCUGGACACCUAAGAGCUCGGGGGACAGUUAGCUAGCGUGGACACAUGGUGUCGACAGACGGUUUUGAUUGCAGGAGCUACGAUCUACAAACGUACGCCGAUGGCAUACACAAGAAGCGGCUGGAGCGCUUCAGCACGGUUUACGCCUGUGCGUUUGUGAGCAGCACGCUAGGGAACGGCGACGCCGCCGCUAGCAGCCUGGCGCUGGCGCCGUCGGACCUGUUGGUGACUGCGAGCAGCACAGGGCAUCUCAGGCUAUUCCGGCUGGUGGACAUGGUGACGCGCUGGACCGCGGCGGGGCAGCAGAGCGCGCAGCCGGCCUGCAGCUGGGCGGCGCACGUGGGGGCCGUGUACUGCCUGGCGACGGCACGAACCCCGAGAGGCGGCGACACGCUACUCUUCAGCGGCGGCGACGACGGCUACGUGCGUGGCUGGCGGUUGUCUGACGUGUUGGCGGGGCUGCAGGCGCGAGAGCUGAAGCAGCAGCAACAGCAGCAGCAACAGCAGGCGCCAGACGGCUCGGGGGCGGGGGCGGAGGCGGUGCUGGAGGUGCGGCCGUUCCUGGCGGUGCGGCUGCCGCGGGCGGAGAGCCCCCUGGGCGCCAUCUCGCUGCCGCCGGCGGUGCAGUCGCUGGCGCUGUCGUCGGACCCGGCGGGCGAGGGGUCAGGGCCCACGACCCUGUUUGCUGGCUGUAGCGACGGCGGCGUGCACAGCCUGGAUGUGGCCACGGGCGCGCUGAGCAGCCCGCAGCGGGCGGAGGGCGGCUGCCAUGUGGCGGGCGUGCUGACCAUGGACCACAGCUGGAGCGCAGGCAGCCUGGCCACCGGCUCCGAGGACGGCACGGUGCGGCUGUGGGACGCGCGCAUCGGCGGCGCCCGUGCCUGCACCUCCACCUUCGACACGGGCGCAGCGGGCCGGUCCGUGCCCGGCAGCGGCGCCGAGGCGCUGCGUUGCCUGCGCAACCCGCCCACCACCUGCCUGCGCUUCGAGGCCAGCGGCAGUUGGCUGCUGUGCGGGCACGGCGCCGGCGGCGGCAGCGCCGGCAGCCUCAGCAUGUGGAGCCUGGGCAUGGGGCAGCGGGUGCAGCAGGUGUCCACCACCGCCGUGCCGCAGGCCAUGGUCGUGGCUCCCUCGGAGGUGCUGGUGGUGGGGUCGGAGUCGGCCCUGUGCCGCUACAGCGCCGCGCUGGAGGGCCCCGGCGUGAAGCAGCCGCUGCAGGGCUGCCGCUCCGCAUUCGGGCUGGACCUGCACCCGCGCACCGGCCAGGUUGCGGUGGGCGGCGCCGGCGGUGCGGUGGAGCUGCUGAGCCGCUACGGCAAGAAGACUGGUGGCUGCUUGUUCACGUCCGACGAGGACUAGAUAGGGGGCUGGCAAGGGCCCGAUGAUGAAGGGCAACCGUGCAUCCGUUGCCAUUUCACCUAGGCUAACACCGGAAGGUUGCUGGAGUGCUGGAUGGUGUAGGGGCGAGCACCGGUUCGGGGU
Molecule: messenger RNA, 1547 nt
Organism: Chlamydomonas reinhardtii
Lineage: Eukaryota; Viridiplantae; Chlorophyta; Chlorophyceae; Chlamydomonadales; Chlamydomonadaceae
Exons: 7
Coding region: 111-1424 (437 amino acids)
Biological process (GO): mRNA export from nucleus
Cellular component (GO): THO complex; transcription export complex
Molecular function (GO): protein binding
Source: RefSeq, a predicted model, not a curated record